AUGGCGACGAUGACUUCCGCGGCGCUCGCGCCGGUCACGCGCAAGUCCGCCCCUCGCCGCGUCGGGUGCGUGCGUCUCCUCCCUCUCCGUCGCGCCGCGCCGGACCUGAAGCCGAAGAACGCGUUCUUCUUCCCCGGUCAGGGCGCGCAGUCCGUCGGCAUGGCGAAGGAGCUCUGCGAGGAGUGCCCCGCGGCGAAGAAGCUCUUCGACGACGCGUCCGCGAUCCUCGGAUACGACCUCCUCGACGUCUGCGUCAACGGACCCGCGGAUAAGCUCAACUCCACGGAGGUGUCCCAGCCCGCCAUCUACGUCGCGUCGCUCGCGGCGCUGGAGAAGAUGAAGUCCACCGAGGAGGGCGCCGCGCUCAUCGACGCCGUCGACGUCUGCGCCGGUUUGUCGCUCGGCGAAUACACCGCGCUCACGUUCGCGGGCGCGAUGUCGUUCGAGGACGGCGUGAAGCUCGUGAAGCUGCGCGGGGAGUCGAUGCAGGCUGCCGCGGACGCGACGCCGUCCGGGAUGGCGUCCGUGAUUGGACUCAGCGCGGAUAAAGUGAAGGAGGUGUGCGCGGCCGCGUCGGAGCAAACCGGCGGCGAGCCCGUCGAGGUGGCCAACUUUUUGUGCAACGGCAACUACGCCGUCUCCGGCUCGAUCCCCGCGAUCGAUAAGGUGGCGGAGAUCGCGAAGCCGGAGUUCAAGGCGAGGAUGGUCGUCAAGCUCGCGGUCGCGGGCGCGUUCCAUACCGACUUCAUGGCGCCCGCCGCGGAGGCGCUCGCGAAGGGGCUCGAGGCGUGCGAUUUCGUCGAGCCGCGCAUUCCCGUGGUCUCCAACGUGGACGUCGAGCCGCACGGGGACGCGGCGUCGAUACGCGCGACGCUCGCGAAGCAGCUCACGUCGCCCGUGCAGUGGGAGAAGACGAUGACGACGCUGCUCGGCGCGGGGAUGGAGGCGUCCACGGAGGUUGGCCCGGGGAAGGUCAUCUCGGGGAUCAUGAAGCGCGUGGACAAGACCGCGAAGUGCGACAACUUCACGGUGUGA
This is a messenger RNA of Micromonas pusilla CCMP1545, 1035 nucleotides long. RefSeq names its product malonyl-CoA:ACP transacylase (gene FABD). Bases 1 to 1035 code for a protein of 344 amino acids. Gene Ontology annotation, molecular function: [acyl-carrier-protein] S-malonyltransferase activity. The record is from RefSeq and is a predicted model, not a curated record. NCBI's taxonomy places the organism in Eukaryota, Viridiplantae, Chlorophyta, Mamiellophyceae, Mamiellales, Mamiellaceae. The transcript has 2 exons.